ACCCGGCCCGUCCCUGCUCUGUCACCUCACAGUAGUCGUUGCCGGUGGCGGGCGCGGGGGCGCGAGCAGCGCUGGGCGGCCUCUCCCCCGCCCCUCAGGCCGGGCCCGGGCUCGGUCCCCCCCCCCGCUCCCUCCGCUCCCCACCCCGUGGUGUACGGGAAGGUCCGCGCCUCUGCCGGUGCCGAGGGACUGGGUGGGCGCCGCCGCCACGGGUCCUGAUGGAGCCGCCGAACCUCUACCCGGUGAAGCUCUACGUGUACGACCUGUCCAAGGGCCUGGCCCGGCGCCUCAGCCCCAUCAUGCUGGGGAAACAACUGGAAGGCAUCUGGCACACCUCCAUAGUCGUGCACAAGGAUGAGUUCUUCUUUGGCAGCGGCGGUAUCUCCAGCUGCCCCCCGGGAGGGACAUUGCUUGGGCCCCCAGACUCUGUGGUUGAUGUGGGGAGCACAGAAGUCACAGAAGAAAUCUUUUUGGAGUACCUGUCCUCCCUGGGGGAGUCUCUGUUCCGAGGGGAGGCCUACAACCUCUUUGAACACAACUGUAACACCUUCAGCAAUGAAGUGGCACAGUUCCUGACCGGGCGCAAGAUCCCUUCUUACAUCACCGACCUUCCCUCUGAAGUUCUCUCCACGCCCUUCGGCCAGGCCCUGCGGCCCAUCCUAGACAACAUCCCGAUCCAGCCCCCCGGGGGGAGCACCGUGGGCCGACCCAGCGGCCAGAGCUAACAGGACUGCCUGGGACCGCCCUGCCUCCCCAGGGCCUUUCCUUUUUAAACAAAACAAACCCUACCAGAUUUCUAUUUUAUAAUUUUACAUCAGAGCUAACAACCAGGGGACGGCUUUUUAACAUUUCCCAGGGAAGGAGAUCAUCAGGCUGCAUGUAGGUCGAUGCUGCUAAGAAAUGGAACAGAACGCCACCCCUUCUAAUGGCAUUACACUCAUUUACCAAGGCUGUCUUGUCUGUGAGUUCACUUUUGACGCUGCUUCCUGAGCGUCCUCCAAACCGGAGAAGGGAGGGGCUUGCUUAAGCAGAAAAGCAAGAGGCACAACCUGGGGGAACCCAGCCUGCUCUUUCCAGACAACACCCACGCUCUGCCCAGGUUGCCACUCGCUGUGGGACCCCAGUGAGUUUCACGACCUCCAUGGCCCGGAAGCAGUUACUCUCUAGGGUUAAAUGAACCAAAGGAUUUGGUGCACGUGGGACCAGUUUCAGGAUGACUAACCCAACCUGAGCAAACUCUUUAGCUACAAACCUUUCUCCCCUCCCUGCCUCACUUUUGCAAAGCCAUGGGGGCAGGGCUGGAGUGACCAGAAGCCUCAGCACCCAGGAGAGUGACAGCAAGUGUCAGGCCGGAGCCACCAGGAUAAAGCCAUUCCUCCCUCCGCCUAGACUGACCGCCAAGCCACUGACAUCAGUGGAGAGCCUGCUUGGGGCCCACAGGCUGCCCUCAGCACAGCUCACCCGUCAUGGUAAUGAAGGCUCCACCUGGAGAUCCGAGCCCCCGGCCUCCUGUCUGCAAACAGUAUGGUAGGUUCUCUGCGCUCUGCAGUCACUAAGCCCACCCGCCCAGCGCAGUGUCCCUCUGGAGCCAAGGGGGACUGAUUCCCCGCCUAAGAAUAAGGAUGCAGAAUUCAAGGUGGCAAGAAAAUGUAGAGUGGUUUCUGGUCGGGGUUUUCAGAGAAGUCCAGGGUUUCGCUGUCUUCCAGGCCCCAUUUGCACCGUCACUCUGACUCCAGGGAGCACAGCUGGCAUUUGCUGCAUGAGCUGCUGCUCAGCUUAUAGGAAGAGAACAAUCUAGAAGUUCUUAUCUGAAGAGAUCUUCAGUUUCCCUUUCUUCACACAGCUUCCCAAGUCAGUUUCUUGGGGAAGCGAUCGCGGAGGCACUCAGCAUUGGGGCCGUGUCCCGGCCCGGCAUCCGAGGCUCAGCCUCGGCAUACGUUCCCUUCCCGGCCAGCCUGCAGGCACCUUUCCCCGUUUGCUGCUCAUCUAGCUCGGCCGCUCCCUCGGCACCAGGCACUGCCAGGAUCUGUGCUGGCGGGGAGGGUGUCGUUCUGCCUUACGCCAGGAGCAGGGGUGUGACGUCAGCCCCCAUCCUGGGGCUUUUAAGACCAGAGACCAGACUGGGCAGUUUAAUUCCAUCGAGGCCCACGGAUCCGCCAGUGCCAUGUAACAUGCCGGCCACAAAGCUGGCAGGGACUGUUCCUGUACCCCGACCUGGCAGAAUGGGGCGAAACCCUGCUCUGGCCACCUCUCCCCUCGGCCACCGCUCCGGCUCCCGUAGGGUGUCUGCCCCGCCAGCUUGCCUGGCCCAGUGCGCGUUCCCUCGGGCUCCUGCUCCAGACCUCGCCCCAGCACUCGGCCAUCCCCGGGGUGCUGGGCCUCCGACGCCCCUGCCCCUCCCCUAUUCAGGUUUCUCCCCUUCCAGCAGUCACCUCCAGACCACGGCUGUCCUGCAAAGUAGCCAGCGUGGCUCCCCUAGAGAACGUGAGUCAGCUGGCUCACCGAAAGGCCAUCCACCAUUUGUGCCCAGGCCCAUUGAGAGGAGCGGCAGGGGCAGUAAGCAGUCCGCGGGGCGCCCGGGCAAGGCCAGGACCCGCAGCCGUCCUCGGUUUCUCUGCCCCAGAAGCCUGAGCACACCCGUGGUGGCCAGCUGGGUGGGAGCUGAGCGCAGGGCAAUGGGGCCGUGUGGACAUCGCAGAGGUUUAAAGGGCGGGAAGGAGGGGCUGUAACUCGCUCCCCAGGAAUAAAGCUUGUCCCUCUGACGUUCCUUUAUGCCCUUGUAGUGUUCUGCUAGCUGUGUCUGAUAUGGAGGUGUUGGCUGGUUUUGUUUUUUUAAUCUAAUGCAAUAAACUCAUUUCUGCCUGCU
Messenger RNA from Condylura cristata (star-nosed mole), 2866 nucleotides. RefSeq names its product desumoylating isopeptidase 1 (gene DESI1). The transcript has 6 exons. Gene Ontology annotation, molecular function: peptidase activity. NCBI's taxonomy places the organism in Eukaryota, Metazoa, Chordata, Mammalia, Eulipotyphla, Talpidae. The coding region runs from base 219 to 725 and encodes 168 amino acids. Gene Ontology annotation, biological process: protein modification by small protein removal. The record is from RefSeq and is a predicted model, not a curated record.